This is a messenger RNA of Somion occarium, 4469 nucleotides long. Lineage: Eukaryota; Fungi; Basidiomycota; Agaricomycetes; Polyporales; Cerrenaceae. The record is from the annotation of a GenBank genome assembly.
CGAGCUUCUCCAUCACUGUAGCACACGUUCGGCUCUUGCUGUUGCUCUUGACACUCCAUGAGCAGGUAGCCAGCUCUAUGGCCACCAUUCAAUCAAGGCCGUUCUCAAAAAACUACAGUGGUCUUGUCAAUCAGUCCGUCAUUGCGGUCGGCAUCUUCGUAGUAUGCAUCACUUCUCAUGAAUUGAUGAGGAGGAAGCGACGAGGCAAGCGCUAUCGCAAGGAAGAUGGUCUGGGUAGUGUUGAGACCUGGGAAUUUGGAUAUUUGUUCCAAGGUCGAUCAUGGGCAAGGAAUCCGUCGCCACCGUUACCUCUAGGUUGGCCUCUAGGCUGGGUGAAACAAGUCUUAACAUUUCCGGAGGACCGUUUUAAUGAGCUCAGGGGCGUAGAUGCUUCCGUUUACAUUCGUUUUCUGAAGGGAUGCUUUUGGUUUUCUAUGGCUCACACGCUUACGACACUCCCUAUCUUGCUUCCGAUUCAUGUCAGGUUCUCUGACGGAUCUGUUUCGCCCACAUCCAUGACCCGCGCUUCAAUAUCCAGUCUCGCCGCCACCCAGAAAGGUCUCUCGUUACUCUGGAUACACCUCCUUAUCCUCAUCUGGGUUACUGGCAGUUGGAUUUUCACCCUCUACUGGAUUUGUUUAGGUGCUUUCAAUUUUCGUUCUCAGAAAAUUCAAGAAGCCGCCGAUCGCGCCGCUUCUGACGCUGAAGAGACGAAGGAUGCACAGUAUCAUCCGCAUCCACACCCUCAAUAUCCAUUUCAGACCCUGCCACCUUUGGAUCCAGAUCAUACGAACCGUGGGCUCAGGAUGCGAACUGUCAUGGUAACGAACAUUCCGCCAGGUCUUCGCUCUGAGAAAGACCUGAAGGAGUACUUUGAGUACUACCUUUCUCGACCGAUCGCGAAGCCUUCUGUCGGCGUUACGUCCAGUACGCAACCAGGUUUCCUAAACAGGACAAUCGCCUUCCUCUUCAACCGCGCUAAACAGGUACCUUCUAAGCUUCAGCGCACAAUUACGUCUGGUCGUCUAGGCGAGCAGAAGCAGAGUAGCGAAGUGAGCCAUCAGGAAUGCAAACCCCAAACCGAGACGCCUGUCAUCGAUCGAGUUGUCCUGGUACGCAAGAUGUCUGACCUUUCUUCUCUGCUGGAACGUAGAGAAGAAGUCUUGCGUUUGUUGGAGACAGCGCAUAUCAAGCUUGCAAAAAAGACAUUGGCAGCUGUCAAGGAAGCUAUGGAGGCCAAACCUCGAAAUAGCUUCAUGCGAGCUGCUGCAUCCCGGAUGUCGUUCGCGCAGCGUAGAUCGCCAGCUUCGUCCGAAGAUGUCGAGCGUGGUUCGCAAACUAGUGAUGGUGUUCCUGAAGGUGAAGACCGUAUGCAGCUUCUGAUUCGUACUCUCGGACCAUAUGUUCCUGAAGACGACUCCCGACCGAAACGUCAUGGAAUAUCCUCCCUCUUUCGCUUUUGGCAGACGCCCGAUGUCGAGAUGUCCACUCCUUUCUCUUCAUCAUCAACGUCCUCAUCUGAAUCCGCUGUAUCCGAUGAGAAGACUAUUUGGGAUGCCUUACUCAGCCUUCCUCGGAGUACACUGGAUACGUAUCAGCCCCUCAUACACCUCUCUGCCCUCUUUCGAGGCAAGACUGUCCCAGCCAUCGAUUAUUAUACGGCCAAGUUGAAUCUUCUGACAUCGCUCAUCACGGAGAAGCGUGCCAAGGCCGUCGGCGAUUAUGUACCGAUGUCUACUGCCUUUGUGACUUUUGCCGUCCCAGCGGAUGCAAGAAGAGCUCGCAAAUACCUCGCAGUGCAUCCUAAUAAUCCGUUGGAUGCGUGUUUGGUAACAAUGGCACCCAGCUAUGAGGAUCUAGAUUGGAUUCGGUUGAUGAAAUCAACCUUCCGAGUUGAGUUCGUCAAGGAUUGGGUCGUCAACCUUGGUGUUUGGGCAUUCACUAUCUUCUGGGUGUUUCCGGUGUCUAUUUUCGUCGGUCUUGUCUCUAUUCAGAAUAUAUCCGCGUUCUGGCCUGGCCUCCGUCACUACUUGGACAACCACCAAUGGGAGGAAGAAUUACUUCAGUCUUUUCUUCCCACCCUCCUUGUGGCACUACUGGCGUUGCUUAUUCCGCUGAUCCUGCUGCUCAUUGCGAAGAAGGCGCAUACAAUUAGCACUCUCUCAGCUCUUCACGACAGGAUCAUGACACGCUACUACAAAUUCCUUAUCGUCAAUGUCUUAGUCUUUUUCUGUGUUGGCACUGUUGCUUUGCAGUCAUUCCUUCUGUCAUUCAAGGCAACGACAAGUCUCAAGUUGAUCGAGGUCGUAUCUGAUAGUUUCCCGACCGCAGGUCCGUUCUACGUCGGCUGGUUGAUUUUCAGUAUGGCUAUGCAUGGCGGUUUCGAAUUGACGUUAUUCGGACUGCCUCUCAUUUUAUAUCCAAGUACCAAGCGACAGAUAACACCUCGCAAACGAGCGGUUGGAAUCAGACCUCGUACAUUCAAUUACUAUUACUGGCUUCCGAAUCAUCUGCUUGUAAUUCACGUUUUACUGGUGUUCUCUGUCCUGAAUCCGUUGGUCAUUCCGUUUGGCUUCUUUUACUUCUGCGUGGAAACAACUGUCAUCAGAAAUCAGCUGCUGCAUGUAUAUGCCAGGAACUAUGAACUAAACGGAAGAUUCAUACUGAUUCGCUUGAUUCGAUACUCACUGGAUGGAUUAAUUCUUUCUCAGGUGGUGUUUCUAGCAUACAUGGUUGUUCUGAAGAAGACAGCAAACGUCGCUGUUUCCGCUAUACUCAUUUGUUUUACCGCAUUCGUGAAGAUGAUGCUGACCCGAAUUUGCCGAGCACGGUACGAACGCGACGACAUGCUGGAAGCAGACAUCGUUUGUGGCACGACCCCAGUUCAAGAUGAGACUUCGUUGGAUCCAGCUGAUUUGCUACAACCUAGUGAGGAGGAGAAUGAACGACGUCAUCGAACGUGGAAAGACACCCUCUCCGCCAGAGCUGAAUUCUGGACCAUGCGAUUAGCCCAAAAGAUCAACUUCGCAUACGCCACUAGCCCGGCUCGACCACAAAGAAACGACCGACGUCAACCCAAUCCAUUCGGGCCCAAAAGCUCAAUGGAUUCCUCAGCUCCUUUGAAGCAGUCUACCUCCACCGGCAUAAGUAAAUUAUCAUCAAAAGCAUCUCCAACUGUAGAGGAAUUGUCAUAUCCACAACUCGCUCGAUCUGAGACUAGUCAAGACCAACAGUACGCUUCUGUUCCGGAGAGGUCACGUACCGCAUUGGUGUCAAGGCAUCCGCCACACCCUGCUUGGGACGAUAACUCCUCUCCCGACCACGCGUACGAGAAUCCAUAUUACACGCGGGAGAUUUCAAACGCUCUUUGGCUUCCCCGUGACCCUACUCAACUGCUCGAUCUAGAUGACACAGUUGAUCUCCGGAUGUCGCUUACCAGUGAGCCUGGAGCAGGAAAACUCGGUGUAUGGGACAAUGAAGAACAAUUCCUCGAAACCUCCUUGUCAUCAGUCUUCGCUGCCAGUAUUGGAAGCCUAGACGAGGAUCUCUCAUACACUCCGCCAGUCAGACAACUUGAUGGUAGCGAAAUAAUCUCGUUGCCGUCUGGCAUUGCGUCGCGUGUCGAACAUAUUGACCGGGAAGAUGAUGUCGAGACCAUUAGACCUCAACGUAGACCAUCGGCCAUGGGUCGUCGCACGUCAAGCGGGACAAGCACGUCAUCUCGUCCUCUAAGUUUGCGCCGACCCACUACAAUCGAUACCGGAACGUCUACUCAAUUCAGAACGUUCUCUCUUGGCACGGAACCAACCAGUAGUUCGGAAAGACCUCCUUCCAGCUAUAAAUCAACCUCGGAUCGUCGUCGUCGAAAUCGCGCAGCCUCUGUGGAUUGCACAAUGUCAUUACGACCUGACAUGGUUCCAUCCAAUAGUGUUACUUCCAGAGGUACAUCGCGAUCUCUCCUUUCAGUGAUUGAACGACAGGUCCCAAUUGUCGUUCCGAAUGGACAAGCACUUGGCGCACCCAGUAUCAUAUCUACACGAGAAGCUGUUGUAGGCGAGGUGAUUGUAGAGGAGCAAGAAGCCGCGCAAGAACGCCUUCGUCAGGAAGAAGCAGAGGAGAAGGCCCGAGAACCCAGAUCACUGUGGACAUCCUGGAUAUUUGCUAGAAGGCAAUGAUUUGCCACUCGUCAUGACCGUUUCCACAUUUUCCCCGUCGGCCCAUCCGCUCAAUCACGAUAUGCCACGAUACCCUCCGCCUAACUUAUUCAAUAUAUCCCGGAUUCUAAUGCUUGCUUGUAACGACUUCGCUUUGAUGCUCCUCUCUUGUAUACCAGUUGUAUCAGUUUUACGAUCUACGUCGGUACUCUGUAUGUCCUUGGUUCUUCCGAACAAUGUCUCGUGAGCCUAUUCGCACCACUUUCCAAUUCGUUUCUUGAGAAGAAACAUGAUCUGAGUUGCUCACCAUUGUGA